Messenger RNA from Corylus avellana, 381 nucleotides. RefSeq names its product NAC domain-containing protein JA2-like. The record is from RefSeq and is a predicted model, not a curated record. Gene Ontology annotation, molecular function: DNA binding. NCBI's taxonomy places the organism in Eukaryota, Viridiplantae, Streptophyta, Magnoliopsida, Fagales, Betulaceae. Gene Ontology annotation, biological process: regulation of DNA-templated transcription; system development.
AUGGGAUUUGAAACGAUGCCAGUAGGAUUUCGAUUUCACCCAACUAUUGAAGAGAUUUUUAUGUUUCUUCGAAUGAAGGUGAAGGGAGAGGCGUUGCCUCAUGACGAGGUGGGUGAGUUCGAUAUCUAUGGGAAUAGGGAACCAUGGAUUAUAUUCGAUCCGACGGUGAAAAAACAAUUCUUCGUCUUUACAAAGUUGAAGAAGAAGAGCAAGUCAAGGAGGGAUAGAGUUGUUGGAUGCAGCACUUGGAAGAACGAACACACUCAAGAAGUUCGUGAUCCUAAAAACAACAAACUCAUUGGAAUCAAGAAAUCUUUUGUCUUCAAAUAUACAAAGAACAAGGCCAAAGGAGGAUCAGAGGAUGUUGUUGCCAAAGGUUAG